Euleptes europaea (tarantolino) is the source of this 2448-nucleotide messenger RNA. RefSeq names its product vomeronasal type-2 receptor 26-like. The transcript has 6 exons. Gene Ontology annotation, cellular component: membrane. The record is from RefSeq and is a predicted model, not a curated record. Gene Ontology annotation, biological process: G protein-coupled receptor signaling pathway. NCBI's taxonomy places the organism in Eukaryota, Metazoa, Chordata, Lepidosauria, Squamata, Sphaerodactylidae. The coding region runs from base 103 to 2448 and encodes 781 amino acids. Gene Ontology annotation, molecular function: G protein-coupled receptor activity.
UGUUCAGUGGGUGAUCCUGUUCCUAUAUUUCACCAGUCCUUUCAGUCAGGGGAUCUCAUCAUCUCUGGCAUUAUUUCUCAGAUUUAUAUCUUUUCUGACCGCAUGACAUUUGGAAGACACCCCUCUCAGGAACUCUUCGAUGAUAUCAUCUAUUUCAGUCCAAGCAGGAUCUAUCAAGCAUCAGUCGAUCUUCUAUCUACAAAGGACCAGUUCAUCCCUAACUACAAGUGUGAUGCAAUGGGAAAUCUGGCAGCUGUUAUAGGAGGCCCUACUUCUGAUGUUGAUGUCCACAUGGCAAAUGUGUUGAACAUCUACAAGAUUCCACAGCUGACGUAUGGAUCUGCUUCAGUUGUGACUGAGAAAAACCAGUCUCCUUUCUCCUACUGGAUGGUCCCAAGUGUGGCCCUUCAAUACAAUGGGAUUCUCCACUUACUUCUUUACUUCAGAUGGGUGUGGAUUGGGUUGUUUUAUCUGGCUGUUGAAAGUGUAGAACAAUUCAUACAGAGCAUCCUUCCCUCUUUCUUUCAAACUGGUGUCUGCUUUGAUUUCAUACAGACAUUACAAGGAAUAAGUUUUUCUGAUGGAAUCACUGAAUUUUUGGCAAAGGAGCUAGGGUUCUACAAGAUGGCUAUGGGAAGCUCUGCCACUGCAUUGGUCGUUCAUGGUGAAAUUCAGACAAUCAUGAGCUUGAGGACACUGCACCAGAUUGCAGAAUGUGAGGAUGCACCUAUUCAAUCAAAAGGCAAAGUUUGGAUUAUGACAGCCCAAAUGGAUUUCACAUCACUUCCCUUCCAAAGAAAAUGGGACAUAGACGUCAUCAUUCAUGGGGCCUUAUCCUUUGCAAUACACUCAGAGGAGGUAUUUGGGUUCUACAGAUUCCUUCAGAUGAAAAAUCCUAAUUUGGAGAUAAAAGAUAGUUUCAUUAAGGCCUUUUGGCAAAAGGUAUUUCACUGUACAUUCCUCAGCUCCACCACAGAAAUCAAGGAUGGGGAAAUCUGCACUGGAGAGGAGAAGUUGGAGACUCUUCCUGCAUCUCUCUUUGAAAUGAGGAUGACUAGCCAUAGCUACAGCAUCUACAAUGCUGCCUAUGCUGUGGCACAUGCCUUGCAUGACAUGCACACAUCCCAGUUCAGACACAGAAUGAUGGCUGAUGGAGGAAGAAGGCAGCUUGUAAAUCAACAGUUGUGGCAGGUUCAUAAAUUUCUGAGAGCUGUCUCCUUUAACAACAGUGCCAAGGAACGAGUUGCAUUUGACCAAAAUAGGGAAUUAAUCAGCGGAUUUGAUGUUCUGAACUGGGUGACAUUCCCAAAUCAGUCCUUCGUUAGAGUCAAAGUUGGAAGGAUCGACCCAAACAUUCACUCAGAAAAGCUGUUCACCAUUCGUGAGGAUGCCAUUGUGUGGCCAAGCAUGUUCAACCAGACCUGCCCACUUUCCCGGUGCAAUGACAACUGUCAUUCCGGUUAUAGUAGGAGAAAGAAGGAAGGGAAGCCAUUUUGCUGCUAUGAUUGCCUUCCAUGCCCAGAAGGGAAAAUUUCAAAUAAGAAGGAUAUGGAUUACUGUUUUCCAUGUGCAGAAGAUCAUUAUCCAAACAACGAGCAGAAUCACUGCCUUCCAAAAGAUAUCAGCUACUUGUCUUAUGAAGAACCUUUGGGGAUUAGUUUGGGCAUCUUUGCCCUUGCCUUUUCAUUCAUCACAGUUUGGGUGCUUAGCAUCUUCAUUAAGCACCGGGACACUCCCAUAGUCAAAGCCAACAACCGGAAUCUGACCUACACUCUCCUCAUCUCCCUCCUGCUUUCCUUCCUCUGUGCUUUGCUAUUCAUCGGCCACCCUGGGAAGGUGACCUGUCUCCUUCGACAAAUGACUUUUGGCAUCAUCUUCUCAGUGGCAGUUUCUUGCGUGUUGGCCAAAACUAUCAUUGUGGUUCUGGUUUUCAUGACCACCAAGCCAGGGUCCAGAAUGAGAACAUGGAUGGGGAAUCAACUGGCCAUCUUCAUUGUUCUUUUCAGCUCUCUUAUACAAGCUGUUAUAUGCACUGUGUGGCUGGCAACAUGUCCUCCAUUUCCAGAUUUUGACAUUCACUCAAUGACUGAAACAAUUGUCCUGCAAUGCAAUGAAGGGUCAGUCACCAUGUUUUAUUGUGUCUUGGGCUUCCUGGGCUUCCUGGCCAUUGUCAGUUUCAGUCUGGCUUUCCUAGCCAGGAAGUUACCUGACACUUUUAAUGAAGCCAAAUUCAUUACUUUCAGCAUGUUGGUCUUUUGCAGUGUUUGGUUGUCCUUUGUUCCAACCUAUUUGAGCACCAAGGGAAAAUACAUGGUAGCUGUGGAGAUCUUCUCUAUUUUGGCCUCCAGUGCUGGGUUGCUAGGCUGUAUCUUUCCCCCCAAAUGCUAUAUUAUUUUUCUGAGGCCAGACCUGAAUAGUAGGAACCAGAUAAUAUGGAGAAAGCACUGA